Molecule: messenger RNA, 1504 nt
Organism: Thrips palmi
Lineage: Eukaryota; Metazoa; Arthropoda; Insecta; Thysanoptera; Thripidae
Product: zinc finger protein 239-like
Exons: 2
Coding region: 196-1275 (359 amino acids)
Biological process (GO): regulation of transcription by RNA polymerase II
Molecular function (GO): RNA polymerase II cis-regulatory region sequence-specific DNA binding; DNA-binding transcription factor activity
Source: RefSeq, a predicted model, not a curated record
GGCUGCUGCUGCUUGGGCUGCUGCGCUGCAGACGCUGCAGAGAGACGGGGGCGUUUAUUGAUUGUCUAAAAAACGUAUAUAAAUACCUAAUUUUUGUUCUUAGGAGGAAGCGAAUCAUGCUAGGACUCACUUCCAGUGUCUGAGAACAUCAUACUUCAUGUUUCAAAUCAGUCCAAACCUGCAGAAACAGGAGCUAUGGCAUUCAGCUUCGACUCGUCCCAACCACAUCUGAAGCAAAGCACGUCUGAAGCAGGUCCUGGCAAAGGACCGUUCACCAACUUGAAUCUGCCUCGUGAACCCAAGUGCCCUGCUCUUGGUUCUAAAGGAGAUGCUGCCAAUGUGGAAAGUAAUUUUACGAGUUUUGACAUGGGUAUCAGCACUGGGAUGCAAAAUGAGGUCACAAGCAAUAGCCUUACUGCAAUGAAAAGUGAAACAGAAUUUCAAGAAAGCCAAAUUAAUAAUGACGAAACACAAUUAUUUUGUAAUAAUCAAACGCAAGGUAGUAUUUCUCCUGUUGAAAAUGGUGAACAAGAGCAAAGUUCCAUGCAGGAGCCUGAGCCCUUAGAAUGUGACCUCAAAUGUCCAAUCUGUAGCAAGUCAUUUCCAUCUUCUGUUCAUCUUAAGCGGCAUGUCAAAUAUCAUGUAACAGCUCGUUCAUUUAAAUGCACUGAGUGUAUGGCUUCAUUUGUUUCAAGUAGAGAUCUGAAAAUUCACACUAGGACUCACACGGGUGAAAGACCAUAUAAAUGUGAAGACUGUGGAGCUACCUUUACUCAGGUCGGCACUUUGAAGGUGCACUUACGUGUGCAUACCGGUGAAAGGCCACACAAGUGCCCGCAGUGCAAUGCUUCCUUCAGUACUCCUAGUAAUUUCAAGCUACAUCUCAUGUAUCAUAAGGGCGAGAGACCAUUCAAGUGCUCACAGUGUUCUGCUACAUUCUUAACAGCUCGUGAUCUCAAAGUCCAUGAUCGCAUACAUACGGGUGAAAAACCAUAUGUGUGUAGUGAAUGUGGCGCAAGGUUUUCUCAAGGAGGUACUCUCAAAGUUCACUAUCGCAUUCAUUCAGGGGAAAAGCCAUUUGUUUGCAAAGAGUGUGCGGCGGAGUUCACAACUGCAAGCAAUUUAAAAUCUCAUUGUGCAACACAUUCUGGAGAGCUGAAAUACAGAUGUGAUAUAUGCCAAGCUGGAUUUAACAAAGCUAGUACUCUUACUAUUCAUUGGAGAACACAUUCAGAAGGCAAGCAGUCUAAGUCAAAAAGUGUUACUCAGAAUUGACUGACUUUUCUAUGGAACUUAGGAAAUAGUACUGAUUUAAAGUAAGUCAUUUACAAUGUUAUUUACAAAUUUUAUACAUAGUUUUCCUCUCCCACCUAGGAAAAAGUGAAACAGUUAUGUACUUGAACAAACAGAAGUUUAAUUUUUGUUGUAGGCUGUUGAGUGUACAUCUUCUUUUUUUGUGAGUGAUGUUUUGUAUGUUAAUUAAAACUAUAUGAUGGAAUAAUAA